Molecule: messenger RNA, 186 nt
Organism: Penicillium subrubescens
Lineage: Eukaryota; Fungi; Ascomycota; Eurotiomycetes; Eurotiales; Aspergillaceae
Exons: 1
Coding region: 1-186 (61 amino acids)
Source: RefSeq, a predicted model, not a curated record
AUGAACGCCAGUAAACUCUACCGGAAAGGCAACGAUGAGGCUGAACAAACCAAAUACCACCGUUAUCCACAAAGAGAAUCAUGCCGGCUCCGCCCCCACCGUAACGCGGACGAUCCCACCAACCGGGGUGAUUUCAUGGUCCGAUCCUACAAUAACCCACCUGGCACCAACUACGGAGUCUACUAA